AUGGUGUCUUUUGACGUCGUCUCACUCUUCACGUCCAUACCACAGACCCUUGCGGUCGAAACGCUCAGUGACCUGUUACGUCAAAAUUACGACGGAGGCGAUGGCCAGCCCACAGCUCAGGAUCUCAUAGAACUCAUAGGGCACUGCCUCAAGACAUUCUUUACCUUCGAAGGGACCACAUACGAGCAGAUCAAGGGCACUCCAAUGGGUUCACCAAUCUCCGGACUCAUUGCCGAGGCGGUUCUACAAAAACUCGAGAGACGACUAUUCGAGGAGUACAAACCCAAGUUUUGGGCACGAUACGUUGAUGACACCUUCGUGAUCAUAGACCAGGAUAAAAUCAACUACUAUGCGGAAGUACUGAACUCAAUCAUGCCCGAUCUACAGUUCACGAUGGAAGAGGAAGUCGAGGACAAACUUCCAUUCUUGGAUGUUCUCGUCUGCCGCCAACCAAAUGGCGAACUAGCGACGUCGGUCUACAGAAAACCGACGAACACGCUGCAAAUUCUCAGCUACAACAGCAACCACCCGCCACAACACAAACGAAGCUGUGUCCGCACGUUGUACCGACGGGUAGAAACUCAUUGCAGCACGCCAGCCGCCAAACUGAAUGAGAUAAAGCUCCUCCGAGAACUUUUCAGAGCCAAUGGCUAUCCACGGGCAUUCAUUGAACGAAGCCGGAAGCAGCCAAAGAAACGGAACGAGGAGCACAGUCAGCCAAACUCGUGGCGGAGCAUUCCGUACAUUAAAGGGGUCUCCGAAGUCGUGGCUCGAUCACUCGCGCCACUCGGCAUAGGUGUUGCCCACAGGCCUGACUCAACAAUCCGCCGGCAAGUGAUGCGGCCGAAAGAUCCGAUCCCUAAGCAGGAGAUGUCGGCCGUUGUCUACCGACUCCAAUGCAGCUGCGGAAGUUGCGACUACGUUGGGGAAACCGGCCGACGGCUGCAAACGCGAAUGCACGAGCAUAAGUUGGCCGUGCGAAGGUUGGACCCAAAGUCGGAGGUAGCAACCCAUGCCGCGCAAAUGGGACACAUCUUCAACUUUGACGCCGUUGAGGUUGUGGGCCGGGGCGGCGAUCACACAGCAAGGCAAGUGCAAGAAGCCUGGAUGUCCACCGACCGCUCUGUCAACCGCCACAUCAAUUUGCCUCCCCCUUAUCUGACUUUACGAACCUUCUUAGCGGGGGACAGUCACGGCGCGGGACAAUCGGGGCCGUCAGUCAUCACCGCGGCCGACGGGGGCGAUUCAAGUCACGGUGACAUGCGGGUUGGAUGCAGCCACACAGGCGGCAUUGGCAGAUCACGCAUUGGACAAAUGGCGCCAUAA
Molecule: messenger RNA, 1326 nt
Organism: Spirometra erinaceieuropaei
Lineage: Eukaryota; Metazoa; Platyhelminthes; Cestoda; Diphyllobothriidea; Diphyllobothriidae
Source: the annotation of a GenBank genome assembly